AUGAUAAACGAAUUGCGUUAUUGGAAGGGCCUCAUUACAGUGAUCAUCACACCGCGCCAGCAAAGAUGGCUGGACCAAUUUGCGAGUAAGGGAAUUGCGGUUGAUGACACCCAUAAUGUGACGAAGUAUGCAUUGAAGCUCGCAACAGUUAUGGUGGUUGACGAUCACGACCGUGGACUUCCUGCAGCAUUUUUGUUGUCGGGUGAGAUGACAUCGAAGGAAGUGAAAAUUCUUUUUGAUGAAAUAAAGAAAAUCGUCCCAAAUUUUACUCCAAAAUCACUAGUCUCCGAUGAAGCCCUCGCGUUCUACAAUGGCUUCAAAUCUUCCUUCCCAGAUCGGGAGGUAGAUCACUUCUUGUGUAGAUUCCAUAUUCUUCAAUCUUGGAAACGAAAGACCAAGGAGUAUGUGAAGGAACCUACUAAGAAUCAGCGACGAGGCGACGUUCCACGCAAGGCUUGGGGAGGGGAAGAGAAAAUAAAGAAGUGGGCAGCAUUUCGCCGACAAGGUGUUGUGAUGAGCACUUCUAUGUACACGGAAAGAUGGCAUCUACGACUGAAGCAAGAGAAGUUGAAGAGGAAAGCGAAUUCAAGAGUCGAUUACGUGGUGGACACACUGAUAAAGGCUGUGGAAGAACUGGCGACGGACUUUGAAAUAAGGGAUCGCAGACAACUUGUUUCGUCAUACCGGAUGAGAGAGAACAACAUACAACACAAGCUCGCCGUCAGGUUUUACAAGGAGAAUACUGAUAAAAUUCACAAAGUAGGGGACUUGGCGUGGAAUGUGGACAGCGCAACAUCGGAGACAGUGUAUCGCGUCGAAUUCGAUGGGCACUGCACGAACACCCACUGUUCCCGAUGUCACGUGUGUCCGUACUCCUUUACUUGUUCUUGCCUAAGUGGAGCGCUCGCAGGAGUAGCAUGUCUGCACGGUCACGCAGUGAAGUUUUACGGACAGGAAGGAAUUGUGCAAGAAGUACGGGAAGAAAUUGUGCAGGAAAGACAGGAAGAAAUUUUGCGAGAGUCAACUUUCAUUGAGCUGCAACCGGAACCGCGAGAAGUUGUAAUGGUUCACUCAGAAAGGGAUAUAGGAUCUAUCCGUGAUAUACGUGGAGAACUGCAUGCGCUUCGUGACGAUAUAGCAAAGAGCUAUACCGUGAUCCAUGCCAAGGUAAAUGCUCUGGUUAGGCAAGAAGAUGAGGACGCCUUAGGCACUCUAAAAGCACUCGCUGAAAGAUUGCGAGUGAUUGCCGGCGACAUAGAUGUUCCCCUUGAAGGUGCUGGUAUUAUUUCUAGUCCUGACGUACCUGCCCACGGACAACCGAAAAUGCAAAGAUCCGAGCUUUAUUCGAGAGCUCGAAUUCGAAAAGAAAUGCGGAGGAAAACGCAAUCCGUGGAGGAUAUAAGAGUGGAUCCAGAAGAAAUUUUAUUCUGUUCGAUUUGUUUCGAAGAGGACCCCGCUCUUCCAGAAGACAUGGACCCGGAGGAGCCAGAUGCCAGAGAAACACAGUGGAUGCGAUGCACGCAAUGCCGCGUUUGGGCCCACGCAGUGUGUGCGCGAGGUGUGCAACAGCGAAACUGUAGGGCUUGCAAGAAGGGAAUGUACAGUAUCUAUGUUUAG
Haemonchus placei is the source of this 1617-nucleotide messenger RNA. Lineage: Eukaryota; Metazoa; Nematoda; Chromadorea; Rhabditida; Trichostrongylidae. The record is from the annotation of a GenBank genome assembly.